Drosophila persimilis is the source of this 678-nucleotide messenger RNA. RefSeq lists its product as uncharacterized. The record is from RefSeq and is a predicted model, not a curated record. Lineage: Eukaryota; Metazoa; Arthropoda; Insecta; Diptera; Drosophilidae. Bases 16 to 606 code for a protein of 196 amino acids. The transcript has 3 exons.
AUUUGAGGCACCACAAUGAAAGACACAGCAAUCCUGAUUACGCUGGCGGUUGUCUGCCUGGCGGGCUGCGCGGCAGGAAACAUUGUCCUCACAUGCCACAGCUGCGAGGGCGCCGAGUGCCAGAGCAGCUUUCUUCAGAAGGAGCAGGUCUGCGCGGACUCCCUGGACUACUGUGAGACCAUCUUCAAUGAAGCCCAGGUCCUGUACAAGGGCUGCUCUCUGGAGAUCCCUAGCUCGUUGCGGGCACGCAGCGCCGAUCCCCAAUCCUCCCACAAGUGCAACACAAAUCGCUGCAAUACUUUGGGCUCGGCAAAGUAUGCCUGCAUCCAGUGCGACUCCAGCAAGGACUCCAAUUGUGCUGAGAAUGCCGACACCUUGCAGGCCACUCGCUGUGCCGCUCCGACUGCCCCCAACUCUUACUGCUACGUGAAGUCCUCGGGCAGCACGACCCAGCGCGGCUGCUCCACCACGGAGAUCGACCAGCAGAGCUGCCUGGGGGAUGCCAACUGCCUUCUGUGCUCCCCGGGCGACAUCCGGAACUGCAAUGCCGUCAACAUUUCCACAGCAUCCAGCGCUGGCAAUCGUUUCACUCGCUCUCUAAGAUAACUUCCCGAUUAAAUAUGCAUUUUUUCGUAUAAUUAAAGAGAUUUAAAUAAAGUCUAUAUCAAAUUUCUGGUA